Molecule: messenger RNA, 2337 nt
Organism: Clonostachys solani
Lineage: Eukaryota; Fungi; Ascomycota; Sordariomycetes; Hypocreales; Bionectriaceae
Source: the annotation of a GenBank genome assembly
AUGCGCUUCUCCUGGGGACUCGCCGUUGGCGCUCUAAGCGCCCUGCUCUCAUCCGUUGGAGCUACGGACCUGCCCCAGACUCCCGAUCCUGCUAUUACACAGGCCCCAGUGCCUUCGAGCAACUGGACCGCCCAUGUCAAUGUUAUUAGCAACGCUGUCAACCCGGACGCGGCGAGGUGUGGAGGAUGUUGCACAGUCUAUGUCAAUUCGACCUUCAGAGAGACAACGAUUAUCUAUGAGACAAAGACAGUUCCAACCACUAUCACAGAAACGUGUACAACGACGAUCAAGGUGCCCACGACGGUCACAGUCAAGGUCCCAACGACAGUUAUAGUCAAGGUCCCAACUACUGUCGGUGUUACUGUGGGUGUGCCAACGACUGUCAACAAGCCUACGACAAUCAAGGCCACUACCACUUAUACCACAACGUACACAACGUCCUAUCCUGUCACAACAACCAAAACUGUCAACUGUCGCCCUGGUUCGACCUCGUCUUCUCCAUCCUACCCAACGAAUGUCUAUGGCAGGACACCACCGCAGCCGAUCUGUGAUACCAUCACCACGACAGUGUGGACGACAACGACAACCACGGAGCUGCUUUACACCACCGUACCCACCACAAUCGUGGUUCCAACCACUAUUGACAACACCGUCCAAGUUCCAACGACGGUCGACAAUACCGUCCAAGUUCCAACUACGAUCGACAACACCGUCCAGGUUCCAACUACGAUCGACAACACCAUCACUAUCCCGACCACAAUUGACAGAACUUCGUAUAUUACGAAGACAACCGCCACUCCAACCACGGUCUGGCAAACGACCACUUUCACGGAGACGGUCGAGCGCACAGCAACGGUCACUAGUGGAACCACCAUAUUCACCACUGAAUACAGAACUGUCACGAGUAGUUAUCCAGUCGUCUCAUGGGCGACAUCGUACAUCACAGAGACGUUCAGGACAACCCUUCCUGGUCAGGUCACCACGCUCCCUGGAACGACGAGCAUCACUACAUAUACAGUGACGGCGGAUGGCACAACGAGCGUUGUCACAUCGACGGUUACUCUUCCAGCGUCUACCGUCACUCUUCCAGGGUCAGUCACAACACUUCCAGGCCAGGUUACAACGCUUCCUGGAACGACAAGUGUCACAACGCUUACAGUGACGGCCGAUGGGACGACGAGCGUCAUUACAUCCACGAUUACUCUUCCUGCCUCCACAUUCACGCUUCCUGCUUCGACAGUCACUCUUCCUGGCCAGGUAACAACGCUUCCAGGCCAGACUGUCACUGCGCCCGGUGCCACCAUCACUGCUCCCGCACAGACAAUCACUCUUCCGGGUGAGGUGACAACACUGCCCGGUUCCACGGUGGUAACCACAGCCACGGUUUUGGGACCUGAGAGGACGAUCACCGUGACAAGAGAUGGCUCGACAAUUAUUAGCACUGUGCCUGGCCCAACCUCCUAUGUGCCGACAACCAUCACGAUCCCCCCUGUUACAGUAACCGUUCCACCGAGCACAUUGACCGUUACAACCAUCACUUCUGUCACCCUCUGCCCAGCCCCGACUGCCACUCUCGCAUCAACAUUCCAGGCCAAGUCCAAAUUGACAUUUGGGUGCAAGCCAGGAUAUGUCUGCAACCCCAAGAAGCCGGAUACCUGUAAUUUCUGGCCCGCACCUCCGCAAAACGAUUACACGUGCGCCUACGAGGACUGCAUUCCGUCCCCUCCUAUCAAGAAUGUGACCUGGGAGGGUAACCAGACUGGCUACUAUCCCCCGCAAUUUGGCUACUUCAACUUGAACCCCAACGCCUUCGGACUCUCUUAUGAUAUUUUCGAGGCCGAGGUUAUUGUAAAGGAGAAGCAUGGCAAGCUCGUGACCAUAACCACUGGUAACUGGGAAUCUCAAACAUCCAUCUCCACCUUUGAACGGUCAACCUCGACAGCCGUCCCUGUCGUCCGCAGGAGACUGGACAAGCGUGCAUUCAGCACUGCUCCUGCAGUUUGCUACAGCACUUGCAACAACGCAUACAUCCUGGCGUCGUCUCUUGGCAAGAAUGAUGAACUGUGCGAUCCAAAUGGCGACUUCACGGCUGGCUACAAUGCCUGUAUCAAGUGUAUCGAGGAUAACAUCGGAGAAUCCCAGACUACCCCCAGAGAAAUCGUGGACCCUGAAUUUAAUCCCAACAAGCAGCGGAGGCUUUUCUGCCAUCACCAGCACCGAAACAACUUCUUCAAGCUCGGCUUCGUCAUCAGCAAGCAGCGCUUCUUCAACAGCGUCCACUUCAGAGCCAACCUCGACAAUUGCUACAUCCACUUCCUCAGCAAGUCAGACAAGUGA